Messenger RNA from Corvus hawaiiensis (hawaiian crow), 2354 nucleotides. RefSeq names its product EPS8 like 3 (gene EPS8L3). Gene Ontology annotation, molecular function: actin binding. The record is from RefSeq and is a predicted model, not a curated record. Gene Ontology annotation, cellular component: plasma membrane; vesicle; ruffle membrane. NCBI's taxonomy places the organism in Eukaryota, Metazoa, Chordata, Aves, Passeriformes, Corvidae. The coding region runs from base 224 to 2044 and encodes 606 amino acids. The transcript has 19 exons. Gene Ontology annotation, biological process: positive regulation of ruffle assembly; regulation of Rho protein signal transduction; Rho protein signal transduction.
CCUGCCGCGGGGCGGGGGGCCCAGGGUGAUUGGAGAGGUGGUGGCGGUGCCAGGUUGUUGUGUCCCCUCCGUCCCUCCCCCGCCUUAACGACAGGGCAAAGAGCAGGUGGGUGCGGUGCCGACGACAAGCCCUGUCCCCUGCCCGUGUCACCCUCCGCGGACACAGCCCGAGCGGCGAAGGCAGCAAUCGAGGAUCGAGACGCCCUUGCUGCUCCCCGGCAGGAUGGGAGACCCCUUCGGCCGCUGGAGCAACACCCCGUCACGGGGUGAAUACGACGACAGGUCCCCGCUGCGACAUUCCAACAGCUUCGUCCGCCUCACCGGGAAAAGCAUCUACAACCAGCGCAAGGACUAUGGGCAGACCGUGCUAAAGCUCCAGAGCGAUUUCCAGCACCACGUUGAGCACCUGCUCACGAUGCACCUGGAGCGGGAUCUCCACAGCGCCGAGGAUUGUCUGAGGCGCCUGAAGGGCCUGGAGGAGCAGGGGCGGAUCUGGGGGCAGGAUGUCAUCCUGGAAGUCAAGGACCAGGAGUUGGUGCUGAGAGAUGUGGAGAGCAAGGAGGAGCUGGAGACUUUCCCGCUGGGAAGUGUGCAGGGAUGCUCCACCGGGCUGGACAACACGGUGCUGGCCGUCAGCGUCCAGGAGAGGAACCCGCCGGGGACCAGCGUCCUGCUCUUCCAGUGCGAGCGGCUGGGGGCAGAGACGCUGAGGAGCAGCCUGGAGAAGGCGCUGAGGCAGAGGAAGGAGGAGCAGAGGGAUCACUAUGGGCACAGCCCGGACCGGCCGCAGAGCCCGGCCCCUCUGUACGCGGCCCCGGAGCGCUGGGCAGAGCCCCUCGAGCCCGACCACCACCUGCCCCCCCAGCGUGGGAGACCCCCCCAGCAUGGGCUGCGCUCCUCGGACUACCGUGCGCCGGACCCCCCGCAGAUGCUGCGGACCAAACGCCCCCCCCAGGUUAUGUCCGAGGUGGACCGAGAUGUUGAGGUUCUCAACCACGUCCUGGGGGAGCUGGAGCUCUUCAUGGGCCAGCUGAGGAUGACCCUGGGCUCGGCCAGCAAGAAGAAGAAGAAGCAGAAGAAGCAGCCAGCGCUGCCCCCAAAGGAGGAGUACACGGAUUUCUUCCAGAAGGUGAAAUACGCCCUCAACCUCAUGGGACGGACCCACCGCUACGUGAAGGACCCCGACCCCUCCCAGCUGCUGCGCCUCAUUUUCUCAUCUCUGUCCUUCGUCCUGGACCACUGCCCCAGCCCCGGGCUGGCCCAGGCGGUGGAGGCUCCGCUGCUGCUGCCGGAGGCACUGGAAUUCCUUGAGGAGACCCUGAGCGAUGACGACUACGGCGUCUGGAAAAGCCUCGGCACUGCCUGGAACAGGUCCAGGGCCGAGUACCCCAACAGCGCCCGGGUGCCCGCGUAUGUCCCGGUUUUUUCGGACGGGUGGCUGCCCCCCGUGCUGGAGCAGGAACGCCACGGGGCCCUCCAGGACGCCCCACCGCCUGCCUCAGUUUCCCCAACUCACUUGCGACGCCCUUCCCUGUCCCUGCCCCCCGCACAGUCACCAGGCACCGGCUGGAGGGACAAUCCCAGCCAAGUACCCUCCCUCUCUGCCCAGGGGCUCGUCCGAGCCCUGUACGAUUUCCAGGCCAGGAAUUCGCAGGAGCUGAGCGUCAGGAAGGGGGACACGUUGCAGGUCCUGGACCAGCAGAGGAAGUGGUGGCUGGUGCAGGACGAGUGGGGGGACAGGGGGCACGUCCCUGGCAACAUCCUGGAGCCCCUCCCGGAGCCGGGGCACGACGGGGGGCACGGCGCCAGGCAGGACAGUCCCCCCACCCUGCACCCCAACUCCUCGCCGGCGGAGGUGACAGCCUGGCUGAUGGACAAGGGCUUCUCGCGAAUCACGGUGCGGACUUUGGGGGUGCUGCGGGGGCACGAGCUGCUGCAGAUGAGCCCGGAGGACCUGCGAGGUGUCUGUCCCGAGGAGUGGCGGAGGGUCCUCUUCAAGCUAUCCCCCAUCAGGACAUCCCUGGGGAUCGGCCCCAGGCACUGAGCCACCGCGGCCGCGCUGUCCCCAGCACGUCCCCGCCCCACGCCUCCCCGGAUGGAGCACCCUGGGAACGGCUGGACUUGCGGGGGAACCCACCCCCCACAUCCCGCCUGGCCCUCCCAGAACAGAGAACCACUCCUUGAAAUUAGAGAACGUCUCCCCCAAAGCCACCAGUGACAUGAGGCUUCUGGGACUUCCCCCACCCAAAGGAAGUAGGGGGGCAGGCACCCCCCUCAGCGGGGCCAGGCGCUGUGAGAUAAGCUUGCACCCCCAAAAUGUAAAGCGAUUGAUGUGGAAAAUAAAAGUGACAGCA